This is a messenger RNA of Exaiptasia diaphana, 916 nucleotides long. Its product is annotated as ras-related protein O-RAL. Gene Ontology annotation, molecular function: GDP binding; GTPase activity; GTP binding. The coding region runs from base 127 to 726 and encodes 199 amino acids. The record is from RefSeq and is a predicted model, not a curated record. The transcript has 2 exons. Gene Ontology annotation, cellular component: plasma membrane. Lineage: Eukaryota; Metazoa; Cnidaria; Anthozoa; Actiniaria; Aiptasiidae. Gene Ontology annotation, biological process: Ras protein signal transduction.
GGGAAAGGGGCGGUUGCUUGUUGACCAAGAGUUGGUUUCUUCGCUCUGACAGGGUACAAAAGUGGGAAAAUACUGCAAUAUAACCUUCGAAUUUUAAGAUUUGAGGUGCCGAGCAGUCUUUCCAACAUGUCAAAGACGAAAGAAAAACAGUUAGGUCUUCAUAAAGUUAUAAUGGUUGGGAGUGGUGGCGUUGGUAAAUCGGCCUUGACUUUGCAGUUCAUGUACGAAGAGUUUGUAGAGGACUACGAACCAACAAAGGCAGACAGCUAUCGUAAAAAGGUGAUCUUAGACGGAGAUGAAUGUCAAAUUGAUAUUUUAGAUACCGCAGGACAAGAGGACUAUGCUGCAAUUCGAGACAACUACUUUCGAAGCGGUGAAGGAUUUCUUUGUGUCUUCUCAAUAACCGAGCAAGAAUCAUUUGCUGCCACCACAGAAUUUCGAGAACAAAUUCUCCGAGUAAAAUCAGGGAACGAUAGCAUACCAUUCCUUUUAGUGGGAAACAAAGCAGAUUUAACAGACAAACGCCAAGUUACAAGCGAGGAGGCGCUUGAAAAAGCUCAGGAAUGGAAAGUACCUUAUGUGGAAACUUCAGCAAAAACUCGAGCAAACGUUGACAAAGUGUUUUUUGAUUUGAUGAGAGAAAUUAAAUCAAGAAAGAUGGACGAUGGUUCAAAGGAUGCUGGGAAGAGAAAGAAGAAGAAGGGGAAGAAAUGUGUGAUAUUGUGAAACAAAAAGUCUGAGUGGGAUUCGCAUUUAGAAAUUUUUUACACUAUAGUCUACCCUCAAAUGAAAAAAAAUUCUCAUUUGGAAAAUAGCACAAGUAUCUACAAAUUCUAGUUUUUUAUUUAAGCUCCAUUAUUAAUUCUAGUAAACAAUGCACAAAAAUUGAGUAGGUUAGCUCAAUGAAUUUUGCAAU